Humulus lupulus (European hop) is the source of this 2025-nucleotide messenger RNA. RefSeq lists its product as uncharacterized. Bases 1 to 2025 code for a protein of 674 amino acids. NCBI's taxonomy places the organism in Eukaryota, Viridiplantae, Streptophyta, Magnoliopsida, Rosales, Cannabaceae. The transcript has 11 exons. The record is from RefSeq and is a predicted model, not a curated record.
AUGAAGUUUCUGAGUGAUCAAGGAAGAGGAUUAUCAAGUAGUCAUGGUCAGUUGCUUCGUCAAGUAUAUGCCUUUGAUGAGGAAAUUGCAGAUGAUUUAUUGCUUGGAGUCUGCUGGUUCUCACGAGUAGCAGUUAUUGAUGGUGUUCCAGACCUUUUUUCAGCCUAUCUUCCACGUCAGCAUCUAACGACAUGUGGCAAUGUGCGUGACAUACUUCAUGAGAAUUUCUUGAAAGGGGGACAGCCUGGCAACAAAUGUAUUUGGGCUAUGCUUUGGUUGCAUCCGGAGAUCUUUGUGGUUUCAUUUGCCACAUGGGAUAAGAUUUAUGGGUUAGAUGUUCUUGGUUUUCCAGAUUCUUCAAGGAGAAGAACAGAGGGAUCUGUUCUCAGUGCAAACUUCAACUCAAAGGCCUUGCAUGCUCUCUUUAAUGCAGUCUCCACAAAUCAGCUCAAGGUCAUUGCAAAUUGUGACAUUGCCAAUGAAGUUUGGGAAAAACUCAAAGUCAAGAAUGAGGGUACCGAUGUUUUCAAGAAGUUCAUACUUCUCUCUCUUGAUAAGGCCUUCGAAAAUCUCACAAUGGAGGAGGACGAAUCAAUAGCUGAAUUCCAUGAAAAAUUGUGUGGCAUAUCCAAUGAGUCUUAUGCCCCCGGUGAGACUUACUCUAAUGCCAAGCUGGUUUGCAAAGUUCUUCGUGUUCUUCCAAGAAGGUUCAAGGCCAAAGUCACAUCGAUUGAAGAAGUGCAUGAAAUUGAAGAUCUGGAUCUUGAUGAAUUAAUUGGAUCCUUGCAAAAUUAUGAGCUGACUUUUAAAAGAUGGAGUAAGAGCAAGAAACAGCCAAAAAAAGAGAAUCCAAAGCCCAACACUAAUAUUGCUUUUGUUCACAAAGAAGAGCAGGCUAAAGUUGCAGAUCUGUCUAACAACCUAGCAGAUGAUACAUAUGUUCUCUUGACCAAGAAUUAUGCCAAGUUCUUGAAAAAGAAUUUUAACAAGAAACACUAUGGGGGCAAUGCCAAUUCCUUCAAAAAGUUCACUUCUAUCACUAACAAGCAACCACAGUCACUAGACAAAAAGACUUGGGGCAUUCAAUGUCGUGAAUGUGAUGGAUAUGGCCAUAUACAAUCUGAAUGUGCUAACACACUAAAGAAGAAAAAUGCUCUUGCAGUAACUUGGAGUGAUACUAAUGAGGACAAAGAUGAUAGAAACAGUGAUUGUUCUGAUCAAGAAAAGAAAAUGGUUGCGUUUCUUGCAAAAAGUACUCGCUCGGACACAUUUGAGGAAGAUGCAGAUUUUGUUAACUCAGAUUCUUAUAGUGUGGAUAGGAAAGUUGCAUACGAAAUUGCUCUUGGCUACAAGUUGCUGUAUAAAAAGGGAAAGAAUUUAACAAUUGAGGAAUCAUUAUCAUCUGCACCAAUACUGCCAUUUGUAUCUGCUGCUAUAACAAAAAAUAAUGAUGGAUCUGGCUCAUCUGCAGAGGUUAUUAGCAACUCUAAAGAGGUUACCAUUCCACCCAAUGUUUCUUCUAUCCGAGAAACCCCCACGUGUGACCAUAUACGACCAAGGUGUUACAAACUUCAGUUCUACUUACAAGUGAUGAUUGAAAGGGGUGGCGACCUACUUCAACCUUCUACAAACUCUACAAAGUCUACUCAUGACAGUGGCUGCUCUAAUCAUAUGGCUGGAAACAAAAUUCACUUUUUAAAUUUCAAGGAGUCUCAAGAAGGACUUGUUACAUUUGGCGAUGGUAAUAAGGGUGUUAUUUUGGGCAAAUGCGACCUAGUUCUUGCAGGGCUUCCACCCCUCACGGUUGUCUUGUAUGUCAAAGGUCUAAAGGCAAAUCUUCUGAGUGUCAGUCAACUAUGCGAUGCUAGCUUCACUGUCUCACUUUUGUUUGUUUUUGUUGUGGUUCAUCUGUUGCUUCUCUACUCAUAUUCUAAGUUGAAAGUACUGAUUUCUAGGUUAGAUGUUCUUGGUUUUCCAAAUUCUUCAAGGAGAAGAACAGAGGGAGCUGUUCUUAGUGUUUUCUGA